Messenger RNA from Tachyglossus aculeatus (Australian echidna), 1224 nucleotides. RefSeq names its product alpha-N-acetylneuraminide alpha-2,8-sialyltransferase-like. Gene Ontology annotation, molecular function: alpha-N-acetylneuraminate alpha-2,8-sialyltransferase activity. The record is from RefSeq and is a predicted model, not a curated record. The transcript has 9 exons. Gene Ontology annotation, biological process: oligosaccharide metabolic process; N-glycan processing. Lineage: Eukaryota; Metazoa; Chordata; Mammalia; Monotremata; Tachyglossidae. The coding region runs from base 1 to 1224 and encodes 407 amino acids.
AUGAAAAGGAGUGGGGCGCUCGACCCCGGCUCGGAGGGGAGCCCCGCCGCCGCCAGCUCUCCCCGCCGGCAGGGGGCGCUCGUCCCCGGCGCCGAGGGGGAGCCCCGCCGCCGCCAGCUCUCCCCGCCGACCCCCAGCGGGACCCCCGCACCCACACCCGGCCCCGCACCGGGCACCGAAGGGCGCCGGCCCCGCCCGGCCCAGGCCCUGCCGCCCCCACCUGCGCUGAGCCCCUCGCCCCCUUCGCCUUCCUCGCCCACCGAACCCCGGCCCUGCUGGCAGCUGAGGAAGGCGCUCAGCUGGGACCUCCUGCCAGACCCGCUGGAAGAAGAUUGGAUCCAGACCCUGGCCGAGCAGCUGGACGCCUGUCCCUGGAGCGACAGCCCCAAUCGCAGGCGGGCCUAUCGGCAGAAGCUGGCUGAGUGCUGUGAUGCCUGCUCCAUGCUGGUGGUGACCCAGACCAACGCCCCACUGGGGUCCACCCUGACCCUGGAUGGACAGCCCAGCCACCACAUCACCGUGCGCUCUGGUCUCCGACGGCUCUUCCCUGAGGUGUCCCCGUUCGGGCCCGGCGCCCCCCGGGACUGCGCUGUGGUGGGCAGCGGGAGGAUGCUGCAGGGCAGCCGCUGCGGCCAGGAGAUCGACCGGGCCGCCUUUGUCAUUAGGUUCAAGCUGCCCCCUCUGGAACUGACCAAGGAUGUGGGGACCAAGAGCCACCUGGUCACCCUGAACCCCAGUAUCCUGUCCCAAAGGUUCGGGAACCUGCCGUGGCGGCGGGCGCCGUUCCCGUCGGCCCUGCGCCCGCUGCGGGGAGCCCGGCUGCUGGUGCCCGGCUUCUCCUUCCUGUCGGGCGUGGCGGCGUCGCUGCGGGUGGCCCUGGCGCUGGAGGCCGGCGGCCGGCCCCGGGGUCAGGCGCUCUUCCUGCACCCGCGCUCCCUGGCCCGCCUGGCCGGCCACUGGGCGGGCCGCGGCCUGCGGCCCCCGCGCCUGUCCACGGGCUUCGUGCUGGCCGGCGCGGCCCUGGAGCUGUGCCGGGGGGCCCCGCCCCGCCUCUACGGCUUCUGGCCUCUCCCCUUCGGCCCCCGCAGCCGGGCCCCGUCCCGCCACUACUACGACGGGCGGCUCCCCCCGCCCGGCACCCGCCACAUGAGCCGCGAGUUCGCCCUGCUCCUGCAGCUGCACAGCAGCGGGGUCCUCAGGCUCCAGAUGGGGCCCUGUGCGUGA